AUGAAGCAUGACUUUGGCGUCCAUGUCGCCACAUUAUCCAAUCCUGGCACAACGUGCGGCCUCCCACUUGAAGCGAUAGAGGCGCAGUGUAGGAUCCUGCAUGGUAUUCUCAAAGUCCUGCGACCUAGCUACGCCUUCAUGACACUAUCGACAUGGCAAAAGGCAGCUACGAUAUGCAGUAGCCAUACCAUGACAAGAUAUCCCCUCUCACGGACCACAGAGCAGUAUGGACCCGUUGAGCAUUACCGCUGGACUGAGCUCAGGUCCUUUCAUGAUGGCGUUUCCACAAUCGACUCUAAACUGGAAGGACUACUCAAGGUUGUGGACGGACUGAGGCUGGUACUUGAAUCAGUGCGAGACACGUUCGUAACAGUUACAGCUGAAUAUGGCACCGGACAUGUCGGCUCGCAUUGGCGUAACAUCGCGAGGUCGCUUAAGGAUGGGCAGGGUGUCUUGGGUCAGCUUCAGGAGAAGCUUCAAUCUGUCAACAAGACCGGCAAGCACCUUGAUGCGAUUCGAAAACAGCUUCGCAUGAAUUUUGCAACCGAGCAGAUUGCACAUUUCCAGCAGCAAAUCCAAUCAUACCGCGACACACUGCAGCUAUCGGUCCAAGCCGUCAUUCUCUGGAAUCAGGUGCCCUACCAAAAGUCAGUAGAAUCUUUCGUGCCGGCCUUGAGUGACUUGCAGAAGGAGAUUCGACGGCUGGCCCUGGAGAUGAAUCGCAGGAUUGACAGCCCACAGCCCGACUCAUCGGUUCAGAACAACAGCAAGACAUUGACCCAUCUCAGAGAAUGUGUUCGCUCCGCAGCCAGUGUCAUCUACUCUGCAUCAUCAGUCAGGAGUUCGCGGAAAGACAGCAUCAGGAAGCCUCUCUCAGACUUCGGCGAUUGCUUCCCGGUUGAGAACAAUGUAGCAUUACAACGCUGGAUGGCAUCUGAGGCUAUUCUUGAAAUUGGCGAAUCCGAAAGUGAACAGGACUAUGACCCUUUCCGUGAGAGUGCAGGCAAAGAGGAGGUCUCUGGCAAUCUGGAUCUUAGUAAACACGAUUCCGUGUUCCAAAAUCCGAAUGCCAACACAGCGGUAGACGUUCAGGGCUCGGAAACUGAUGCAAAUUACGAAACUGAGGCAAAGAAAACAGGUCCUGCGAAUGAGCUGCAGACGACCAGACAGCGCCCAGCUCUCGUGGAAUCAGACGACGAGUCCGAUGCACCAAGCGUAUCAGAGUCGCUGGAUUCAGUCCCUGCUCCCUUGGUCAUAGCCAGUGGCGAUGAAUAUCGAGGUUCUGGCGAUUCCAUCUUGCAGGCCGCAUCCGAAAUCAACAACGAGACUGGUCGAAGUCACGAGGCACACCCUAAGAUUGCCGAACUUCCUGGAUUUGGUAACAGGUCGGAUGGUCACGAACCACCAAGUGUGGCCACCGUCCUGUGA
Molecule: messenger RNA, 1428 nt
Organism: Pseudocercospora fijiensis CIRAD86
Lineage: Eukaryota; Fungi; Ascomycota; Dothideomycetes; Mycosphaerellales; Mycosphaerellaceae
Exons: 6
Coding region: 1-1428 (475 amino acids)
Source: RefSeq, a predicted model, not a curated record